GGCGUCGCCGUGGGCUCGGCCUCUGCGCUCGCGCCGGGGCCCGGCCGCCUAGGCAGCCUCGCUCGCCACAGCCUCUCGGGCAUGAACCGGGCCUCCCGCCGCCGUCCGCUGCUCUGCUCGCUGCUGCCGCUGAAUCCCUACUGUGGGCCCGCGCCAGGAACAUGCCCCUGGCUGCAUACUGUCACCUCCGGGCCGUGGGCAGGGGCAGCUACGGGGAGGUGACGCUCGUGAGGCACCGGCGGGACGGCAGGCAGUAUGUCAUCAAAAAACUGAAUCUCCGAAAUGCUUCCAGCCGAGAGAGGAGAGCUGCUGAACAAGAAGCUCAACUCUUGUCUCAGCUGAAGCACCCCAACAUUGUUACCUACAAGGAAUCAUGGGAAGGAGGGGAUGGUCUGCUGUACAUUGUCAUGGGCUUCUGUGAAGGAGGUGAUCUGUACCGAAAGCUCAAGGAGCAGAAGGGGCGGCUUCUACCCGAACGUCAGGUGGUGGAGUGGUUUGUGCAGAUCGCAAUGGCUCUGCAGUAUUUACAUGAAAAGCAUAUCCUUCACCGAGAUCUGAAAACUCAAAAUGUCUUCUUAACAAGAACAAACAUCAUCAAAGUGGGUGACCUAGGAAUUGCCCGAGUGUUAGAGAACCACUGUGACAUGGCUAGUACCCUCAUUGGCACACCCUACUACAUGAGCCCUGAAUUGUUCUCAAACAAACCUUACAACUAUAAGUCUGAUGUUUGGGCCCUGGGAUGCUGUGUUUAUGAAAUGGCCACCCUUAAGCAUGCUUUCAAUGCAAAAGACAUGAAUUCUUUAGUUUAUCGGAUUAUUGAAGGAAAGCUGCCGCCCAUGCCAAAAGAUUAUAGCCCAGAGUUGGCAGAACUGAUAAGAACAAUGUUGAGCAAAAAGCCUGAAGAAAGACCUUCUGUGAGGAGCAUCCUGAGACAACCUUACAUAAAACGCCAAAUCUCCUUGUUUUUGGAGGCCACAAAGGCUAAAACCUCCAAAAAUAAUAUUAAAAAUGGUGACUCUAAAUCCAAGUCUGUUGUUGUAGUGGUCUCUGGAAAGACUGAAGCAAAUCAUGAAGUAGUUCUCCCCCAACUACACUCUUCUGAGGAUUCCAAGAUACAUAUAAUGGGUGAAGACAAAUGUUUGUUCCAGGAGAAACCGAUAGUCAUUGACCCAUUAAGGACACCUAUGAGUCUGAAAGGCCACACCGGCAAGGCAGACAUGAGCAGUACUGCAGAGUCACUAGCUACAAUCAGUAGGGUGAAUAUUGACAUCUUACCAGCAGAAAGGAGGGACUCAAUGAAUGUUGGCUUAGCUCAAGAGAAUCAACCAAGACACUCAGAUGCUUUUGUUGAGCUAGAAGGCAAAUGCAAUAUUUCUCAAGUGAAGGAAAAUCUGCAGUAUAACACUAAAUCCAGCACUCAACCUGGAAACCUAAUUUCUACACGGGCCACUAAUGAUGUUACUGGGGGAAGAACUGACCCAGUGAAGCCUCUGCAGCCCCUAAACAAAGACCAAAAGCCAAAGGACCAGGCUCAAGAUGCUGGUGAAUGUAUUAUAGAGAAACAGGAUAGAAUUCACCCAGGUUUACAGCCACACAGCUCUGGAUCUGAGCCUUCCCUGUCUCGACAGCGACGGCAGAAGAAAAGAGAACAGACUGAGCACAAUGGGGAAAAGAGACAGCUCCAACACGCUUCUCGAAUUUUGCCUUCUCUUCCCGUUAUCGGAAAAGUAGAUUCAACACAAAAGGAUGCUGAAAACCGAAGUGUGGUGGUCACUGCAUCUGUGAGCAGUUCAGGGAGCAGUGAGAUAUCAUCAAAGGAUCGGCCAUUAUCAGCGAGAGAAAGGAGGCGACUAAAGCAGUCACAGGAGGAACUUUUCCCCUCAGGCCCGUCAGUGAGGAGAGCUUCUCUGAGUGCAGUGGGGUCAGAGAAGCCACAAGAGGAAGGCCAGCCAACUCCAACUGGAUGGUUGUCUUCUGACGGCACUGUUGCUCAGGAACGGAAACUCACCCAUUGUGUUUCUGAGGAUGAGUUAAGUUCUUCUACAAGUUCAACUGAUAAAUCAGAUGGGGAUUCCAGAGAAGGGAAAGGUCAUACAAAUGAAAUGAGUGACUUGGUACAAAUGAUGACUCAGACCCUAAAACUGGACUCUAAAGAAAGCUGUGAAGAUCUCCUACUACCAGAUCCAGUGUCAGAAUUUAAACUUCACCGGAAGUAUCGGGACACGCUCAUACUUCAUGGAAAGGUUGCAGAAGAAACAGAGGGACUCCACUUUAAAGAGCUACCUUCAGCUAUAAUGCCAGGUUCUGAAAAGAUCAGAAGAAUAGUUGAAGUUUUGAGAGCUGAUGUAAUCCAGGCCCUGGGGAUUCAGCUUUUAGAACAAGUGUAUGAUCUUUUGGAAGAGGAGGAUGAAUUGGAAAGAGAGGUACGUUUACGGGAGCACAUGGGUGAAAAGUAUACAAUUUACAGUGUGAAAGCUCGCCAGUUGAAAUUUUUUGAAGAAAAUGUGAAUUUUUGAGAAUUUAUUCUAAUCUGCUGCCAGAACUGAAGAGCUAUUUUUAAAGGAUUUUUGCUUUAACAAAAACAAGUCCAUGACAAUGGUUGGAGACCAUUCACCAUCCUUGUAUCUUUUUGGGGUUUUUUAACUUAAAAAAAAUUGACAGACCAGAGCAAUAUGAAGCAAGCUCACAAGAGGGAAAAAAAACACACACAAAAACUUUGGCUAUCUUAUUCUCUUUAUAAUGAAAAAUGUGUAUAUUGUUUACGGAGCCUUAACCACCAAUAUCUACAACUUUAUUUUUUUAAUAUACUAAUUAGCUUGAAUUAGCUAAACACAGGCUCAUAAGAGAUUAUAAGUUUUAUAUUGUAAUAUAGUGAUAAAAGCAAUAGGAGAAAUAAAUGAUGCAGUAUGUCCAGUGAUACUGUUUGUUGUUAAUAACUUUAGGUACUAGUUGAUAAGUUAUUUUCUUAAAAAGUCAAUUCAUGAUUCAAGAUUUAAAGAAUAUGAAGUUGUAUCUAGUACUUAGGCAGUUGAAUUCCUUUUUUUAUAUACUGAUGGAUAUUUAGCAUUUUGUUUUCAUUUAAUACAAACCUCAUUUAGGGUAUACAAGAAAUAAAACUUUGUUAUUUUGGCUUUGUAAAUCAAUGUUUUUACAUACUUUUUUUUUUUUUGAGAAUUUUCCAUAUGAAGACAUUUCUUAAACAUGAAUUCCUUCUCCAAUUAAGUAACUUGUAAGUCAAGUCCAGAUCCUUUUAGUUAUGUUGGACAUAUGUGACACCUGAGGUUUGUUGUCUUAUAUACCAAGAUACUGGUUGUCUCCCCAUUUUUAAUGUAUUAAGUAUAUGUCACACAUUUUAUUAGUUGUCUAAAUGGGAGUAUUGCCCAUGUAGGAAAUAAAGUUUUUAUAAAAUAGAGGGUCUUGAUUAGUAAAUUUUCACUUGUAUAUUUCAAGGGAUUCUUAAAAAUGGAUACUGCUCUGGUAUGUCUAUUCAUAAUUAAAAAUGUAUAUUACAUUCUUUGAAAAUUAUACACACGUGAAACACCAAUGAAAUGUUCCAUCCUUUCCAGUCGUUAU
Molecule: messenger RNA, 3573 nt
Organism: Talpa occidentalis (Iberian mole)
Lineage: Eukaryota; Metazoa; Chordata; Mammalia; Eulipotyphla; Talpidae
Gene: NEK4
Product: NIMA related kinase 4
Exons: 15
Coding region: 162-2516 (784 amino acids)
Biological process (GO): protein phosphorylation
Molecular function (GO): protein kinase activity; ATP binding
Source: RefSeq, a predicted model, not a curated record